AUGGGUAUCAAGGGUCUGACUGCGCUCAUCUCAGAGCAUGCACCCAAAGCAAUCAUCGAACACGACAUCAAAACACUCUUCGGUCGCAAAGUCGCCAUUGACGCGUCGAUGUCCAUCUACCAAUUCCUCAUUGCCGUGCGACAGAAGGACGGAGAAUUGCUGACGAAUGACGCAGGUGAAACGACAAGUCAUUUGAUGGGGUUCUUCUAUAGGACUAUCAGGAUCGCCGAGAACGGUAUUAAGCCAGCAUAUGUAUUCGAUGGGCGGCCUCCGGAACUGAAGGCUGGAGUGCUGUCUAAACGACUUGAGAGGAGAGAAGAAGCCAAGGCGGAGGGGGAGGAAGCGAAGGAAACAGGCACAGCGGAGGAUGUAGAGAGGUUUACCAGACGGACCGUCAAAGUUACUAGAGAACAUAACGACGGAGCCCCGUCAGAAGCAGAAGCACAGUGUGCGGAACUAGCACGAGGUGGAAAGGUUUAUGCAGCUGGCUCGGAGGACAUGGAUACUCUAACAUUCAACACUCCUAUCCUAUUCCGCCACCUUACCUUUUCCGAGGCUAAAAAGGCGCCCUAUAUCGGAAAUUCAACUUCAGAAAAAUUCAUUGAUCUGUGUAUUCUGCUGGGUUGCGAUUAUUUGGAGCCUAUAAGAGGCAUUGGUCCGAAGAACGCAUUAAAAUUGAUCAGGGAGUUCGGUGGACUAAAAGGCGUUGUCGAGCACCUGCGAGAAAAACAAGCUGAAAAAGAAGAAAAGGCAGCUGACGCCGAGGAUGGAACAAAAAGGAAGAAAGGUGGGGUUCAUGUCCCGGAAGACUGGCCAUGGGAAGAAGCGAAGAAGUUGUUCGAGAGUCCGGACGUCAUACCGGCUUCGGAAGUGGAGCUCGAGUGGAAGGAUCCAGACAUCGAGGGUCUAGUACAGUUCCUGGUGACCGAGAAGGGGUUCAAUGAGGAUCGCGUUCGAAAAGGAGCAGAGAAACUCCAGAAAUGUCUUAGCUCCAAGCAACAAGGACGCCUCGACGGAUUUUUCACCGUUAAACCCAAAGAGGCAGAUGACAAGGAAGUCAAAGGUCGGGGAAAGAGUACCAAGAGUCAGAGUAAGACUACUGAGGGCAAGGGAAAAACUUCGAAAACGGGAACAAAACGUAAGGCUGAAGAGAAAGCGGAAUCGUCGGGGAGCAAAAAGACCAAGAACAAGAAGUAG
Molecule: messenger RNA, 1197 nt
Organism: Pisolithus orientalis
Lineage: Eukaryota; Fungi; Basidiomycota; Agaricomycetes; Boletales; Pisolithaceae
Product: PIN domain-like protein
Exons: 9
Coding region: 1-1197 (398 amino acids)
Cellular component (GO): cytoplasm; nucleus
Molecular function (GO): 5'-flap endonuclease activity; DNA binding; 5'-3' exonuclease activity
Source: RefSeq, a predicted model, not a curated record